This is a messenger RNA of Polyodon spathula (Mississippi paddlefish), 4703 nucleotides long. Its product is annotated as beta-1,3-galactosyl-O-glycosyl-glycoprotein beta-1,6-N-acetylglucosaminyltransferase 4-like. Lineage: Eukaryota; Metazoa; Chordata; Actinopteri; Acipenseriformes; Polyodontidae. Bases 1086 to 2363 code for a protein of 425 amino acids. The transcript has 2 exons. Gene Ontology annotation, cellular component: membrane. The record is from RefSeq and is a predicted model, not a curated record. Gene Ontology annotation, molecular function: acetylglucosaminyltransferase activity.
AGGCGUUACUAAAAAAAAAAAAAAAAAAGUAUGUGUAUUUUUGUUAGGAGCCACUGGAACCUAGGCGGCUAUACUGUAUAGAUCGGUACCCUUGUUGUCGAGUGUAAGCAAGGUUGUGAUGCAUAACGUGCUGUUGUGCUGUAUGAGCACAACACGGUGCUUUCUUGUCCCAAGGACGAGCGCAAAGCUGCAACACUGAAAUGGAAAAACAAAGGAAUGUUUUUACUCGCACUUUUCCAAAGCCACUAUAAACAUUAUAGGACCAUAAUUAAAAUGUUUAUUUCCCUUUUAUUUUACCAGGUUUAUAAAAAAAAAAAAAAUGAAAGUGUACCAUUCCCUGUCUUGCAAAAUAAAGCUUUAGCGGUUUGUAUGGUGCAGUUGGGUACUGUUAUGUGCCUUUCACCUUUCACAAGAACUGCAUUUUUAAUUACACACCUCGUGUUUUCUUUCACAUUCUGUCACAUAACAUCAUUUUCAUUUGAAAAGCAAACAAAUACAUUGCUUUUACAUUUGAAGAAGUGUGUCAUUUAUCAUGAAUUAAUCCCAUUAGGGAAGUCUUUAGGAAUGUACAGUAUAUUGCAAUUGGAGCUAACUGUUCUGUACAGUUAAAACAUUGUUUUAUUAAUGGAGUUGGCACAUACCACUUGCUGGACUGCGUGGCAAGCUUAAGGGAAGCAUUUAACAAUAGGCCAAUAUGACAAGUAGAAUGCAUCAUAUGCAUCUGUUGUAAACUAUGAUGGCCACAAUUUGGCAAGUAAAAUGCGAAGGUUUCUGUAAUCCCAUUCUAAAAUCUUACAAAGCUGUUAUAAAAGACCUCAUAUGGCUGUGCUCAUUAUGAGUGUUGUCUAAAUUAUUAGCAUAGACCUUAACAUAAAAUGCCACUUUUCUUCUUUAAUUUAGAUCCAGUUAUUUUACCCUUGUUCCCUCACUGCAGUAACUUCCCACAACAGCUCAGGAAAUCUGAAGGUCAGUGGGUGUCCUCUGCUCCCACCUCCAAGCCUGUUACCUCUAUACAAUAAGAAGCUUGACAGCAGCUCACCCAAACUACCAGCCCCUCCUGGCCAGUAGGGGCUACUGUGAAAAGAAUGAAGACAAAGCAAUGUGCCUUUAAAUAUAAAUGUUUUUUUAUUGUGCUUUUAACUCUGGUAGUUAUAAAAAUCCUUUUUAAAACUGUGAUCCCGAAACACUUUUUUGUGGAGCCUUAUUGGAGGAGCUCCAAUUCUUUCAAACUCAGUCAAUUAAAAGAGACCGUCAACUGCACUGCCAUCUAUGAUGCAGAUCCAGUGGAGAUCGGCAAGACUCUGGAAAUUAGAAGGAAAGUCAUUAUUGAUUUGGAGGAUGACGAUGUCAGGGACAUGGCGGCUGACUGCCAAAGAUAUAUUAAGUUGCGACAAUAUUCGGAGAAAUUGGUUUCAGAUGAAGAGCGCCAGUUUCCGUUGGCCUACUCUCUGGUUGUGCACAAACAUGCAGGAAUGCUUGAAAGACUCCUGCAUGCAAUCUACAUGCCUCAGAAUGUCUACUGCAUCCACUACGAUCAGAAAUCCUCGCAAAGCUUUAAAGCUGCUGUCCAAAAUGUAGUCAAAUGUUUCCCAAAUGUCUUUAUUGCAUCCAGACUGGAAUCGGUGCAGUACGCUCAUAUUUCAAGGCUUCAGGCCGAUCUCAACUGUCUGUCAGACCUCCUCAGCUCCCCAGUCCAGUGGAAGUACGUCAUCAAUCUGUGCGGCCAGGACUUUCCACUCAAGCCCAACUUCGAGCUCAUGUCGGAGCUAAAGAAACUGAAUGGGGCCAACAUGCUGGAGUCAAGCAGGCCUAGCAGCUCGAAAAAGCAGCGCUUCACUUACCGCUACGAGCUUCGCGAUGCACCUUAUGAGUACCAGAAGCUGCCUUUUAAAACCAAGGAGAUCAAGGACCCUCCGCCCCACAGCAUCGAAAUGUUUUGUGGAAGUGCCUACUUUGUCUUGAGCCGCAAGUUUAUUCUGCACAUUAAUGGGAGCCAGUUAGUGAAAGAUUUUUUGGCCUGGUCUGCUGACACGUAUUCUCCUGACGAGCAUUUCUGGGCUACCCUGGUGCGAGUGCCUGGGGUACCAGGGGAGAUUCUCAGGUCCGAUCCUGAUUUCACAGACUUGAAGAGUAAGACACGACUUGUGAAGUGGAGCUACCUUGAGGGCACCCAUUACCCUCCCUGCACUGGAAGCCACAUUCGCAGCGUCUGUAUCUACGGUGCAGCAGAACUGCGCUGGCUCAUUAAUUUUGGCCAUUGGUUUGCGAACAAGUUUGAUCCUCAAGUAGACCCCGUUCUGCUCAAAUGUUUGGAAGAGAAAAUUGAAGAAAAACAAGUGCAUUGGGUAAACUUGACCAAGUGAUGUGCAUUUUCACAGCAAUGCAAACAUGUCAUUCAGAUUCCCAAAGAGCAAUUGUAUAUUUUUAUGAGCCUUUCUUUUUUUGUGACGUCUUCAAGAAGGGAAUUUGUGACACAGAGUUUUUAAGAAAUGAUUUUAAAUGCGUGAUCGUGUUACCUUUAUGCCUUUAAGUGUACUGUUUGCAGAACUAGGAAAAGCUAGAGUAAUCUCUGAAUGUCACUAUUUAAAAUUUGAAUUUUAGAAACAAUGCACAAGUCUUUGAAAUUUCUCAGGAACGAUUUAGCUUCUGCAUCUUCCAUACACGGAUGACAUUGUUCUGGCUAUCUCACUUCAGUAAAUGACUCUGUAGCUAUGUUCAUUUUUUUUACUGUACUGUACUGUUUCUAAACAAGUCUAAUACUUUUCUGGACUAUUGCUAAUCAGCUCCCUCUCUCUAUCAUGGAUGAAAGCCUCUUUUACUACUAGAUUUGAUUAGUAAGGAAUCUAAUGGCAGCUCAUUGAAGUGAAUGCUCAGGGUUAGAAACCCAGUCCUGUGCUCAGUUCAGAGUUUCAAAAAUCCUCACCAUUUAAAUCUAUUAUUUAAAAUGAUCAGGAGUCAGGAGUUUGAGAAGUUAAAACGCUCUUGAAAAAAUGUGUCUCCCCUAUAGGUGCACGAUUAACUCCUGAAGCUCCUGUGACUGGGAUAAGAGCAGUCUUUACUAUAGCAUACCUAAACAAUAUGAGCUGUGAAAGCCAGGCCUGGGAACUGGACAUGUUUGUGUUUCUAUCGCUGAUGUAUAUGUGAGCCAGUGAAACUCUGCCUGUCAUUUAUAAUUCAUAGAGCCUGCAGUAAUUGCACUAAAAUAUGGAAAAGCCACAAACUGGGGAGAAACAAAUCAAUUAUGAUUUAAAAAAAAAUAAAAAUAAAAAUCUGGGCAGAUUGGAGUACAUUUUUUAUAACCUUUUGUUGUAAUUAUGGCUUUCUUUGCAUCAUUUUGCAUAUUGUAACUGGGCUUUUCAGUAAGGAAAAUCCGGUCUUCUCUGCUAUGAUUUGCUGGCAAUAACGAAUGCUCUUAUACAGUGCCCAGGGGAACAGUGUAUACUGUAGCUAGGCAGUUUUAGGAGCUAAUGAUUCCCUGUAAAGGUCAGGCAGGUGUUCACAGGCUCCCAGAUCUGUUGGAUUUGCAGACAGCAAAUCAAAACAAGAUUUAUGACAAUCACUGCCUAUGCAAAUAGAGGAAAUGAACUUUUCAGUGAUUUAAUUUAUAUACUUUUAAGAUCAGAGUUGCAGUUACAAACAGCUGAUCUUUUGAAAUGAAUGUAAAUAAUAUAUUUUUAUAUUAGUAGUAUGUAUUUUCAGUGUAAUGUAAAGACUCUACAGCUGUACUACUUCAUAUCAGAUUCCUUAUGUGCCAAAGCUGCAUUGAAGGUCUGACAAUACAUAGUGUGAUGUAUAGGAAAUGUCACAGUUUGCCAGUUAAUCAAGUUUCCUUUGAAGAAUCUUCAGUGUUCUCUAUAAUGAAACACUUACAGUCCUGAAGGAAUUUACAUAGGGAGAAUGGUUUCUUGUGAAUGACUACAAAGAAAGCAGAAAGUAACCUACAUUUGUUUUAAAAAAAAAAAAGCUCACUGAAUUGCACUUUAAUAAUGAACGAGGAAAGACAUCUUGGAGCAUAUAAUGAUUGAAUAAUGAACCCAUAUACACUAGUGUGUGAGUACAAUAAAUGAAGCAGAGCAGAUCUAUGUGUUCUGUGAGGAUCACAAAGCACUUAUCAGCAGAUCAAUGGUUAUGCGAGCCAGAGAAGAGCAGAUAGUGGUUUUUGUGAAGGUAGUGUGGAGAGAUCCGGAAAUAAUCUGUAUUACUUUAGUCUGCAGUAUCAGAGCGCACAGUUUGGGGAGGAGAAAGGAGGGGAAGAUGAAGGGUAUAAAAACUUUUAUAACAGAAGACUACUGUCUCCAAGUCAGCCAGUGGCUGCCAACAGAACUACCAUGACAUGGAACUCUUGUAUAUUAAAAAAACACACCCAGCCACAUUCUCCUGGCUGAAUAUUACAAAUGGAAAGAGUUCUCACUGAGGGUGAAUAGAGGCAAACACUUUGUAAUUGCUUGUCCUGAGUCACUUCCUAAUUGCUGUAAUGUUAUUUUAAAACUGCUGCAUUGCAGUAAUAUUAGUUGGAAAUCCCCUGUUUUUCUUCAAAAUGCUGUCUUGCACAUAAAAAAGAAACUGUUGGCUGUGUUAUUCAGAAACCAAUGCAGUGUUCCAUCUGAGCCUCCAGUCAAGACCUACAACUCGGCAUUCAAUUAAAGUGUUUUUUUAUAUUUAUUAUCUCCUUUAUGUAGCCGUUUUUUUAAAGAAAAAUGUAA